AUGGCUUCGAGGGGAGAUAAAGGAAAUGGAAAUGGCGAAGAACAGAUCGUUGAGACUUUGGCGGAGGUGUUCCGAUGCUUCAUCUGUAUGGAGAAGUUGGUGGACGCACACUUAUGCCCUCAUUGUUCGAAGCUAUGUUGCUAUGCUUGUGUUCGGCGCUGGCUUACAGAACAACGGUCCCAGUGCCCACACUGUCGGGCUGCUUUGCAUUUACACGAGCUGGUAAACUGCCGUUGGGUAGAAGAAGUCACCCAGCAGAUUGAGACUAUGCAACAAACUAAUUCUGCAAGUCAAAGUUUCAGAGACAGGUGUCCAACCCAUCAAGAAAAGUUGACUGUAUACUGUUGGACAUGCAGACGAUGCAUAUGCCAUCAGUGUGCUUUGUGGGGGGGUACACACUCUGGCCACACCUUCAAGCCAUUGGAAGAAGUGUAUGAACAGCACGUCACUCAGAUACGCGAUGAGGUGUCCCAGUUGAGGCGAAGAUUAAUGGAGCUCAUCAGCCUCGUUCAGGAUGUCGAACGCAACGUAGAGUCUGUGCGGGCGGCGAAAGAUGAGCGAGUGAGGGAAAUCCGUAACGCUGUGGAGCUCAUGAUAUCGCGCCUUGACUCCGCUCUGAAGGCGAAACUGCUGACGCUGAUGGGCCAGAAGAACAGCCUCACCCAGGAGACAGAGCAGCUCGAACACCUACUGCAAGAGAUUGAGCACCAGCUGCACUCCAGCACCAGGUCCGAACUUAUUGCGAAGAGCGGCGAACUAUCCAAAAUGAUCCAUCAGGUGCGCAAGAAACCAAUGGCAAGCUUCGUGACCGCCCCAGUACCAGCGGAUUUCCACAGCGAGAUCGUGCCAAGCUACGAUAGCAGCACGUUCCCGCUGUCCAACUUCACUCAGCUCCAGCACGCCGCGGCGCCCGUCUACUCGGCGCCGCUGCACGUCAAUGGCCUCUGCUGGCGGCUCAAGGUCUACCCGGACGGCAACGGGGUCGUGAGAGGCAACUAUCUAUCCGUCUUCCUCGAACUCAGCGCCGGCCUGCCCGAGACCUCCAAGUACGAGUAUCGCGUGGAGAUGCUGCACCAGGUGUCGCGCGACCCCUCCAAGAACAUCGUGCGCGAGUUCGCCUCCGACUUCGAGGUGGGCGAGUGCUGGGGGUACAACCGCUUCUUCAGGCUCGACCUGCUCGCCAGCGAGGGCUACCUGGACCCAGAUACCGACACCCUUAUACUCAGCGAGGGCUACCUGGACCCAGAUACCGACACCCUUAUACUGAGGUGCGUGCCCAGCCAUAAACCUAUGUCAGCGCUAGGGCUGCCGAAAAAUCGCCAGCGAGGGCUACGUGUCUGGGUACGGACACCCUUAGCGCUAGGGCUGCCGAAAAACCGCCAGCGAGGGCUACGUGUCUGUGACACGGACACUUAUACUCAGGUAAAUGAGAAUCUCAGCAGUUGUCUGUGCUUGUCGUAUUUGAAGUUGUUAGCGGGGAAUACCCGCUGCGAGUGUCGGGAUCUUGUACGACCAUAUCACAGGUUCCAAGUGAGGCCGCCUACCUUCUAUCAGCGCUGCCGCGACCAGCAGUGGUACAUUAACCAGCUGAUAACGAUGCAGAACCAGCACAUCCUGCAGAUAAACGAUCUCAAGGAGCGCCUCACACUGGAGAUGUCGAGGAACUCGAUCGCGGCCACCCGCGUGCCGAACGGCCCGCCCCCCUCGCAGGGCGGCGCAGAGGCCGACAACCCCGCCCACAACAACCCCGUGGAUGGCAACGCCCUCAGCGACUCCAUCCUCUACGGCAACCAUUGGAAGUUCAGCACGCCGCACGGCGUCGCCAGCGGCCAGAGGCUCACCAGCCCUGGGGUGCUGAACACGGCGCUGUACCUGGACGACACGCGCAACAACGACGUGUCGUCUCACUCUGCGUACGCGUUCGGCGACUACGCGCCGUUCGAGCGACGGCUGCACGCGCACGCGCACGCGCACGCGCACGGACACGCGCACACACACGCGCAGCACGCGCUCGACGCCUACAACCUGCCGUCCACCUCCAGAUCCGCGAGCUCGCUGGCCGGCGGCGGCGCGGCGGGCGGGACGGCGGGCGCGGACAGCAUGGCGCUGGUGAGCCUGCACACGCUGUUCAGCGCGGCGAGGCCCCCCGCGCGCCUGCCCCGCCACGACAAGCUGCGCGCGCCCGCCAAGGACACGGCCCUCACCGCGGUGGCCAGCAGUCCGGUGACGGAAGCGGGCGCGGGAGCGGCGGCGAGCAGCGGCGCGCUGUGCGCCUCCGCCUCCUCGCCCGAGCUGAACUCGGCGAGCGCGAAGGGCGAGGCGCGGGGGGCUGCCGCGGAGGGCGCGGGGGGCGCGGGGGGCGCCGCCGCCGCGCACGCACCCUCGGAGACCAGCAGCGACACCGGGGAGCUCAUGUUUUCGGAACUAGAGGGCUUUGCAGAAGAGAACAACCCAAUUCAUGUUGAUGAGAACUCAAACGAAGAGAACGACGUAGACGAAGAAACUAUGUCAGACGGGUCGUCGGGCAGCGGCUCGUGCGAGUGGUGCGCGCUCGAUGCCUCGCCCGCCUCCGACGCCUCUCCCGCCUCCGACGCCUCUCCCGCCUCCGACGCCUCGCCCGCCUCCGUCGCCUCCGACGCCUCGCAGGGCUGUCGCCCGCCGCGCGACAACGGCCGCGCCGCGUACCGCCGCCCCCGCCCCCGCGCGCAGCCCUACUCGCCGCGCCGCGUCCCCUACGACCCCUGCGACGGCUGCGACGACGACAACCACGUAGUUUCGUGUUCCACAGGCGAGAACGACGUGGAGGGCGCUUGCGGGCCAUCGGCGGAAGCGGGCGCGGACGCGCUCAGCCGCCUCCUGUGCGCGGUGCACGGGCGGGCCGUGACGCCCGCGGGCAGCGACGGCAGCAACCCGCCGCCCGCGCCCGCCUCCGCCUCCGCCUCCGCCUCCGCGCUCUCCGUCGGCGACCCGCAGCUGUCCACCGCCGCGCACACGGACAUGCUGCUGCUCAACCUGAUGCGCAUCAACGGGCUCACGCCCAAGCACUCUAAGCACGGUCCUAAACGCAACUGGGCGACAUUCACGCAGUCGCCCGACGCCGCUCGAGGCGGUAGUGUGGCGAGGGCGCAGCGGCGUGGGCCUGGCGGGGGGGCGUCGCCAGUGGGGGCGGGGGCGGCGAGUUCAGGGGGCGCUCGCCCACGCACCCGCCAGCCGCGCGCCCCUCCCCUCUCCCCCGGACAGCUGAGGCGCACCCACGUCACCUUGCCCAACGGGAGGGCGGUUCCCAGCGCCAUGUCCCCCAGCAGCCCGGGCACCCCAGAGAGGGCGCGCUCCUCCCCCGACGCCCUCCACGACUACUGGCCCUCCGUCUCUUCUAUCAGCGACGCAGACGACGUCGACGCCAUCCUCGACUAUAAUGACACGCUGUUCGACAUGCUGCUGAACAGCCUCUCGCUGGAGGGCGGCAACGGCGCGCCCGAGUGCGACGACGCGCCGCCCGUGCAGCCCUGGAGCCCGGCGGCGCCGCGCGACCCGCCCGCUCACGUCACGCACGUCACGCCCGCGGCGCACCAGCGGCGCGAGCAGCGCGGCCGCGGCGCCCGUCCGCGCGUCCACAACGUGUACUACGUGCACAACGAGGAGGGCGACGCGCCGCAGCGCGAGGGCGAGCCGCGCACUGAACGCAGCGCCCCCCCGCCGGAGAACGGCAACGCGAACGCCCUCUGCAUCGCCACUACCCCGCCGAGCUACCGCCGCGAGUACUACCAC
Iphiclides podalirius (scarce swallowtail) is the source of this 3768-nucleotide messenger RNA. The record is from the annotation of a GenBank genome assembly. NCBI's taxonomy places the organism in Eukaryota, Metazoa, Arthropoda, Insecta, Lepidoptera, Papilionidae.